This is a messenger RNA of Oncorhynchus kisutch (coho salmon), 3250 nucleotides long. Its product is annotated as IST1 homolog. The record is from RefSeq and is a predicted model, not a curated record. The transcript has 10 exons. Bases 168 to 1229 code for a protein of 353 amino acids. Lineage: Eukaryota; Metazoa; Chordata; Actinopteri; Salmoniformes; Salmonidae. Gene Ontology annotation, biological process: protein transport.
CUUCUAGUGGUGUAAACAGCAGGUGUGACACGCCCACGUUUUGCACAUUUCCCGUGACGUCACUGUCUUUUUCGGUGUUAUUGAAGGAGGAAGAGUCUCAUUCACGGAAGUCAAGCAACUCGACAAGUUGUUGUUAACCUAGCUAACGUCCCUAACAGCUGGCCAUCAUGCUUGGGGGAGGAUUCAAAGCAGAAAGACUCCGGGUCAACCUCCGAUUGGUGAUCAAUCGCCUGAAGCUCUUGGAGAAAAAGAAAACUGAGCUAGCUCAGAAAGCACGGAAGGAGAUUGCAGACUACCUGUCAACAGGAAAGGAUGAGCGAGCACGGAUCCGUGUGGAACACAUCAUCAGAGAGGACUACUUGGUAGAGGCCAUGGAGAUCCUAGAACUGUACUGUGACCUGCUGCUGGCUCGCUUUGGCCUCAUCCAGUCCAUGAAGGAGCUCGACCCUGGCCUGCAGGAAGCUGUGUCCACUCUCAUCUGGGCAGCCCCACGUCUGCAGUCUGAGGUCAACGAGCUCAAAAUUGUGUCUGAUCAGCUGUGUGCCAAAUACAGCAAGGAGUAUGGCAAGCUCUGUAGGACAAACCAAAUCGGGACAGUCAAUGAUAGGCUCAUGCACAAACUGAGUGUAGAGGCUCCUCCUAAGAUCCUGGUGGAGCGCUACCUCAUUGAGAUUGCCAAGAAUUACAACGUGCCCUACGAGUCAGACGCCAUGGUCAGACCGGAGGUGUGUAAAGGCGAAGAGGCUGACCUCAUAGACGUGGACUCUGACUUCAAGAAGCCAGGUGGUGGUGGUGGUGGCGGCGGCGGCGGCUUCACCGCUGGAGCCAUGCCUAUGCCCAUGGGCCCCCCAUCAGCAUUCAGCUACCCAACACCCAAAGGAGCAAUGCCCGGCCUCAUAGGGUUCAACGGCCCCUCUGUUGGCACAUAUGAUGCCUUUAACAACUUCCAGCCUCCAAUGAGAGGAGGGCACCCCCCUGAGCUGCCCAGCUGCCCCCCUACCUACGAGUCUAUUGAUGAGCUGUCUAUUAAACCUUCUGAUCGAUCCCAGGUGUCUGGCCCCGGGCCUUCAUCCCAGAUCUACGAUAACAACGCCCUCCCUGAGCUGCCCUCAGUUCCCGACACGCUUCCCACUUCCUCCUUUGGAGUUGGACGAAACACUGCGAGCUCUGAUGACAUCGACUUUGAUGACCUGUCACGGCGCUUUGAGGAUCUGAAGAAGAAGACCUAAUCCUCCAGUAUCCCAUCAUGCUGUGUUGUCAGUCACCGCAGUUACAGGAUCAGGAAAUGUUGAAAUAUUUGGAUUGGCACCCUUUGCAGUGAAUGUAAACAUGGACUGUACCUCAUUCAAACACACGUGUCUGUCUGGCACACUAAAGGUGAAGGCCCUUUAGAGGGCUAUUUGACAGUACAUUUUGCAGUACACUUUAUUAUCGACUACGACCAUAUAGGUGUCAUCUUUAUAUGAGCACUUUGGAUGAAUACUGAUAGUAACUAGUAUUCUAUGUAACCUCUCUUUCUCGUUGUUAUGGUUGUCACCUAUCCCCUUGACUCACAGUAUGAGACAAUAUUUGGUUCAUAAUCAAAUAGUCUUAACUAAUAGUGUCUCUUGUCCAGAGACUGGAUUGAGUAAUCCAGAAUGUCAAUAGUGUGUCGUUGGUGGGUUUCAUGAAACUGUUUUUUACCUGCCACUGAAUCGCCUACUAGAAAAACCUGUUUUCUGGCACACCCAUUAUGUCGAAAUAUUCAGACCUAGGACAUUUUCAAGACCGGGUGCUACGGCCUAUGUCGGGUUUUACCCUCAUUACUCUCUGGCUCUGGACCUUUGGUGACAUCUGAAACCGGUUCUUUGACAUAUCUGUUACCUUUUAUAUGGGGUGAAGGGAUUUAAUUAGACUUGAUUGAUAAAGUGGGGUAUUGAGAUAUGGAAUACACAAUGCUAUUUACAGGAAUGAUUGUUUUAAUUGUACAGCAAACAUAUGUUGGUAGGAGGUUGAAGGCAAGAGUUGGAAAAUAUUUAUAUUUUGUACAUUUGUUCUAAUGAAAUCCACUUGGUGUUUUAAAGAUGAUUUAGUUUAACCCUAUACAUGCACUUUCCAUGUUUGUGUAAAAUAACCCAUGCAGUGUAUUGGUGACUGGAAUGCAUGAUUUCACUGGUGACAGAAAUUAUACUCUAUGAAAAACCACUUGACCAUGUAAGUUUGAUGUAAAUACGUCCCUCAAAUGUAAUGGGUUCUUCUUCCUCUUUGUCUAAUAGAAUGUUUAUAGUGUGAUUCAGUAUGUUAUCUAUGUAUGUGCGCCACACUGCAUUUACCAUCAUUAGAGACCUUCCCAUUCUGUAAGUAUAUUCAGACUAUGUACACGUAACAUGCUGUGGUGGAAAAACUACCCAAUUUUCAUACUUGAAUAAAAGUAAAGAUGCCUUAAUAGAAAAUGACUCAAGUGAAAGUCACCCAGUAAAAUACUACUUGAUUAAAAGUCAAAGUAUUUGGUUUUAAAAUACUUAGGUAUUGAAAGUAUAAAUCAUUUAAAAUUCGGAUAGCCAGGGACACACUCCCAACACGGACAUGAUAUACAAACUAAGCAUUUGUGUUUAGUAAGCCCACCAGAUCAGAGGCGAUAGAGAUGACCAGGGAUGUUAUUUUGAUAAGUGUGAAUUGGACCAAUUUUCUGUCCUGUUAAGCAUUGAAAAUGUAAUGCGUACUUUUGGGUGUCGGGGAAAAUGUACAACAUUUUUUGGGGGGGAAAGUGGUGAAGUAAAAGUUGUCAAAAUUAUAAAUAGUAAAGUACAGAUACUCCAGAAAAUGACUUAAGUAGUACUGUAAAGUAUUUUUACCUAAGAACUUUACACCACUUGUAACAUGCCUACUUCUUAAUUUAUAUAAUCUUUGUUAAAAUUAGUUUAAUGUUUUUUUAUUUUAUGAACAUGUAUUGAAUCUUGGUGAUGGAAGUAGUUUUGAUAAAGGAGAGAAACGGGGCUGGAUUUGCUGUUCCAGUCUUAUAGCUCGUUUUCACUCAUUUACUAUGGAUGGAAGUUAGGACUGUCUACUCCACCAUCCUAAAAUAAGACUUUAACACUACCGUACAGUGACCCGCUCACUGCUUUGACUGCUCAUCCUCUUAGGUGUAAUAUAGGAUUGUUUGAAGAGUGUUUGAUACUAACUUUGAUUAGCAAGUAUACUGUAUAUCUUGUCACAAAACAGAUAUUAGCCUAUGUUUUUUUGUCUAAUAAAGGACAUAUUUCUAAUUGAA